Molecule: messenger RNA, 1512 nt
Organism: Ostertagia ostertagi
Lineage: Eukaryota; Metazoa; Nematoda; Chromadorea; Rhabditida; Trichostrongylidae
Source: the annotation of a GenBank genome assembly
AUGCUUACCUCGAAGGGAGACCACAAACUUCGAGGGCCUCCACCCAAACCUGAGCAAGUAGACAAGGCCCUAACAGCACAUACUUGGUACCAUGGGUUGAUUCCACGUAAAGAGGUAGAAGACAUGUUAAAGAUUCAGGGAGACUAUCUGGUACGGAAAACGACCGUAGCCAGGCAGAUUACUUAUUGCUUGUCAGUAAAACAUACAAGCGAUACUAAGCAUGUUCCACUUGGGUACUCCAAUGGAACCUGGACAUUAAAAGAUGUGAGUGCACGGCAUAUUAGUUUCCAGUCACCUAAAGAUCACCAAAUCUGUCAUCCUUCAUUUCAAGUAGACAAGGCCCUAACAGCACAUACUUGGUACCAUGGGUUGAUUCCACGUAAAGAGGUAGAAGACAUGUUAAAGAUUCAGGGAGACUAUCUGGUACGGAAAACGACCGUAGCCAGGCAGAUUACUUAUUGCUUGUCAGUAAAACAUACAAGCGAUACUAAGCAUGUUCCACUUGGGUACUCCAAUGGAACCUGGACAUUAAAAGAUAUCUCAAAACCAUCUCUCAAAGAACUUAUUGAUGAACUGGUUCAAACUGCAAAACCUAUCCCACCAUCAGGAGUGAUUUUGAAAACACCUUUCCCACGACCGGAUUACUACUUCCUACACGAGCACAUAACAAUUUUGAAAAAACUGGGACACGGAGAAUUUGGUGAAGUGAAUUUGGGAAAGCUCAGACUGAAAAAUGACGAGGAAAUAGACGUCGCGGUGAAAAUGUUGAGAGGCACUCGCAUCAAAAAAGCUCAACUUUCGGCGUUUUUUGAGGAAGCCAAGUUGAUGCGACGAUUUGAUCACCCUAAUAUAGUAAGAUUUUACGGAGUGGCUCCACAAGAGGAACCUAUAAUGAUCAUUCUUGAAUUGGCAAGUGGUGGAUCACUGAAGAACUACUGCAAAACGCAUGCCGAUAUCCCAGAUUCCAAGCUGAUACAAUUUGCCACUGAUGGGGCUCGAGGGAUGUGCUACUUAGCUGCUCGUCAGGUUAUUCAUCGUGAUCUAGCUGCCCGAAACUGUUUAUUAGGGCAGAAAGAUGAAUUGAAAAUCUCGGAUUUCGGUCUUUCUAUAGCAGACAAGACAGAAAUGAAAAUGGACAAGUUGAAAAGCGUCCCAAUCAAAUGGCUAGCACCAGAAACACUUCGACAGGGGCUAUUCUCGACAAAAACUGACGUGUGGAGUUUUGGAGUGUUACUUUGGGAAAUUUUCGCACGUUGUGCGUCCGAUCCAUUUCCUGGAGAAACGAAUGCAAAAGCAAAAGAGCAUAUCCUGCAUGAUCCAGCGCCCAUGUCUGCGCCCGAAGGAAGUCCACCUAUUGUACAGGAAGUAAUGGAUGUUUGUUUCGUCAAGGUAGGCCGAAGUAACGCAGUACAAACCCAGAAGAGAGGGCUGACUUUCGUGAAGGUGCUGAAACUUCUUGCACCUGACGAGAAACCGCCUACAAUACCACUGGGCGCUUUUCAAACGUAUUAA